Molecule: messenger RNA, 2448 nt
Organism: Sinocyclocheilus rhinocerous
Lineage: Eukaryota; Metazoa; Chordata; Actinopteri; Cypriniformes; Cyprinidae
Product: G protein-activated inward rectifier potassium channel 4-like
Exons: 4
Coding region: 168-1448 (426 amino acids)
Biological process (GO): potassium ion import across plasma membrane; regulation of monoatomic ion transmembrane transport
Cellular component (GO): plasma membrane
Molecular function (GO): G-protein activated inward rectifier potassium channel activity
Source: RefSeq, a predicted model, not a curated record
GCGAGGUAAGGAGGUGGUGGAGCGCUGUGUGAGCCGAGGCAGUGAGGCAGUUGAGAUGAGCACAUCAGAGCUGGAGUCAGAACAGAGCGCAGCUGCCCUAACAUGCUUCCCUUGACACUGCACAGCUACCUCUGCGCUCGAAUGAAGGUUUGCAGUCGAAGCUGAGGAUGGCAGGAGAUUCUCGCGUCCACAUGGACCACGACAUGGAGAUAGGAGUGACUCCAAGAGAGCAGGUGAAGAAACUCCCCAAGUACCUGAGGGAAGCACAAAUCCCCACAGAUCGCACCCACCUCAUCUCUGAUCCUGUUAAGAAACCCCGCCAGCGCUAUGUACAGAAAGACGGCAAGUGCAAUGUUCAUCACGGAAACGUUCAAGAGACCUAUCGUUAUCUCAGCGACCUCUUCACAACACUGGUCGACUUACGUUGGCGCCUCAGUUUCUUCAUUUUCACCUUGGUCUACGUUGUCAACUGGCUCUUCUUUGGGUUUUUGUGGUGGCUUAUUGCACUAAUACGAGGAGAUCUUCUACACGCAGAUGAAGAGGGCUGGACCCCUUGUGUUGAAAACCUCAACAGCUUUGUCUCGGCUUUUCUCUUUUCCAUCGAAACCGAGACCACCAUUGGCUACGGCUAUCGUGUCAUCACGGAGAAGUGCCCAGAAGGGAUUAUACUUCUACUGGUGCAGGCCAUCUUGGGGUCCAUUGUCAAUGCCAUGAUGGUAGGUUGCAUGUUCGUAAAGAUCUCGCAGCCCAAGAACCGAGCAGAGACGCUGAUGUUCUCCCACAAGGCCGUGAUCUCGGUUAGGGACAGCAAGAUGUGCCUGAUGUUCAGAGUGGGUGACCUGCGGAAUUCGCACAUUGUGGAAGCGUCAAUCCGUGCUAAACUCAUUCGUUCACAGCAGACGAAGGAGGGCGAGUUCAUACCGCUCAACCAGACGGACAUCAACAUUGGCUUUGACACAGGAGACGAUCGCCUCUUCCUGGUAUCGCCUCUCAUUAUCUCCCACGAGAUAAAUGAGAAGAGUCCUUUCUGGGAGAUGUCCCGGGCACAGAUGGAGAAGGAAGAGUUUGAGAUUGUCGUCAUCUUGGAGGGUAUGGUCGAAGCUACAGGCAUGACGUGUCAAGCGCGCAGCUCCUACCUGGACUCUGAAGUGCUGUGGGGCUACCGCUUCACCCCGGUGCUUUCUCUGGAAAAGGGCUUCUACGAAGUCGACUACAACAACUUCCACGACAUAUACGAGACCAACACCCAAACCUGUAGCGCUAAAGAACUCUCCGCUCGAUUAAAAGAGAGUCCGCUCCUCCCUCACCUGCCGCUCCUCAGCCCCGACCUCAGGCAGCACACAGACCCCUUCUCCAGCCAAACCACACAGGACGAGCGGGAGAAGGAUGGCGAGAAGCCCACAGAGACCAACAACGGCUCUGCCAACCGCUUGGAGGAGAACCCUUGAGGGAAGCCCUGCUCCGAAUUGACUCAAGGACUCAGUCUGUAGAGACUGGCAAGCUUCUUUCCCCUCGCAUGGAGAAAUAGCCUUGCAAUAGCCAUGCAAUACGACCCCCGAUUCCUCUAGAGAGCCGAGCUGAUGUGUAGAUCGAGGUUAGACACACAAACAGAUGAGAAUCCGUAUAUAUUUAUAAACCUAUGCGUACUACACAUAUUUUAGCUUUAUAAACUCUGUUGUGCAGGUUUGCAUGGUAUCAGUCAACGCCCUGUACCUCAAGGACAAAAUAGUAGCCAUAUACUGUAUGACCCAGAGGUCAAACCCCUUAAUCUAACCAUUGCAAAUCAGCUUUAAUAGAAUCCCAAUGCAAACACAACGCUUGCGUGUUUAACCACCGCGAAGGCCCGCGACGUUGGUUUCUUUAAGCUAAUCUAUUGUAUGUUUUAUCUGCAUUAUAAUGAUGCAUUAGAAUUAUCAAUUUCCCCCUCAUAUCGAACUGCAUGUGUUUGAAAUUGAUGCAAGAUGGAAGCUGGAAAUAUCACCAGACUAAAGCACAACCGCUGCAGUGGCAGACGUAUGGUUUGAAAACCUGCAGUUAACUAAAAUAACGGCGACGAAUGGAAAUACCACACAUGCAUUGUCUCUGUGAAGUUCAAUCUUGCCCAGUCCACGCUCCUGGACUCGUAUUUCAUCUCUAUCACAUUUGAUUUGUGUGCAAGUUUGAGGCCACGCACGUGAGACUGUCAGUCGCAUUUCCAAGCGGUCCGAAGAACUGUGUUUCAAAGCAUGAACCCUAAGGCAAGUUCUACACACUUUCUAAACAGGGUAUUUUCUAAGGCAUGCAGACUUGAAAAACUCAAACACUUUCUACAAAAAUUGUCCAGUUGAAUUCUGGGUUAAGGUGAGAGGAGAGCUCCAUUCACAGCAGAGACAACGGUGCAGUAUUUUAAAGACGCAUUUUAAAGGGAACUCACCUAUGACAAGUCAUUUUCACAGAAUAAUAUUAUAU